AUGACCGAACUUCUCAGACGUGGAGGAUUCUACCUACACAAAUGGUUAACAAAUGACCCUGAAGUGUUAGCUACGAUUCCAUCAGAAGAAAGAUCACCGAGAUUCUUAGAGUUGACUGAUGGUAAGCUACUAACCGACCGUGCGUUAGGAUUGAUUUGGGAUGCAGAAGAAGAUACCUUGAAAUUCACGUGUCCCGCUAGUACACCUGGGAAAACCAAACGGCAGAUCCUUAGCCAAUCAUUCUCCAUUUGGGAUCCACGUGGGCUGAUACUUCCAUUCUCUAUCAGAGCUAAGAUGUUGUUACAGAAAUUGCAUCAUAAGAAGAUCGGAUGGGAUGAUGAAAUCAAUGAUGAUGAACUGAAGGAAUGGUUCGCAUGGUGUGAAGAAGUAAAAGAAUUAAAAAGUAAAGCAAUAUCGUGAUCCCAAGGGUUGUUAUGGGUAAGCCCUGUAAAGAUAGGAGUUCAGAGAUUCAUGUUUUCUGUGAUGCGAGUCAAGAGUCCUAUGGAGCCUGUGCGUAUCUAAGGUGUGAAUUCGAGGAUGGGACGGUUGAGUGUCGACUUAUUGCCGGAAAGGGUAGAGUGGCACCCUUAAAGGCUCAUUCGAUUUGUAGAUUGGAAUUGAUGACAGCUUUAAUCGGAGCGAGAUUAGUGGAGACUGUAGUUAAAGAACUGACAAUUGAGAUCAAUGCUGUUGUAUUCUGGAGUGAUUCGACUACGGUACUACAUUGGAUAAAGUAGAUAAGUUCUAGAUACAAAGCUUUCGUAGGAAACCGUGUUUCUGAGAUCCAUUCAGUUGUUCAUGAAUUGGAAACCAAGUUGGGAGCAGAUACGGUGAGUUGGAGAUAUGUUCCUACAGAUGUUAAUCCUGCUGAUGACAUCUCUUGUGGGUUAUCACCAAGUGAGUUGACCAUGGGACACUGUUACCUGAGUGGUCCGGAGUUCCUGAAGACGGAAAGGGAGAAUUGGCCAAAGAAUAAAGUGAACCCCCCAUCAGAAAGGGACACAGAAGAAAGAAAGGAAACCAAGUGGACAGAUACUUUUCAAGAGAAAACACCUUUAAUCAGUUGGAAUCGGUUUUCGUGUCUGGGAAAGCUAAGAUGA
This is a messenger RNA of Paramuricea clavata, 1100 nucleotides long. The record is from the annotation of a GenBank genome assembly. NCBI's taxonomy places the organism in Eukaryota, Metazoa, Cnidaria, Anthozoa, Malacalcyonacea, Plexauridae.